Molecule: messenger RNA, 3228 nt
Organism: Synchiropus splendidus (mandarinfish)
Lineage: Eukaryota; Metazoa; Chordata; Actinopteri; Syngnathiformes; Callionymidae
Gene: slc35a1
Product: solute carrier family 35 member A1
Exons: 7
Coding region: 1543-2394 (283 amino acids)
Biological process (GO): pyrimidine nucleotide-sugar transmembrane transport
Cellular component (GO): Golgi membrane
Molecular function (GO): pyrimidine nucleotide-sugar transmembrane transporter activity
Source: RefSeq, a predicted model, not a curated record
GAGGCCAGACACUGGGGUUAGGGGAUGGAGGCGGAAGGGGUUGCUGCGCUCCUGCUGUAAUACUCAGAUUAACUGGGUCAUUGUGUAAAACGCAAGACCCGGGGGCCAAACCCGGCCGCCUCGUCACUCGUGUCGGGUCGGCUUGUAAAGGCUUCUUCUAUCCCAGAGACGUGAGUAAGCAAAUGCUCUCUGGAGGCUGACGGUCAACCUGAUCACUGAAACUCUCCGGUCCACCGGUAUAAAUCAGCAUCAUCACAUAUCACUUUGUGAAACGGAUACGGUCGCGUCAAACAGAGCGGAUGUGACAUUUAGCGAAACAUGUCUUUCAUGAUCAGAAAUGUUGAAAUGAGUGUGAAAUUAAAUCGCAGGAAAUACUAGAAAGCGAAGUGUGAGCUAUAGCAGGGUGGAUAUAUACCCGUGUGUUUGUGCUUUAAGGUUUUGUAUCGUGAAGAUAAACCUCAGAAAUGUCUGGUGUUAAAAUUGGCCUCCAAGGGAAGGCAAUAUUAUGCUUAGAAGCGCCAGUCAAUUCCUAAAACUCUGCCGCAUCAUGUGUUGACUGCGUCGAUGAAGAAAAUAUGGAACAUGAAACUGUCAAAACAGAAUCAGUGACGUUUCCGAGGGUAAAACCCAAGGUUAGAGUUCCAUUAGGGGUGGAAUGAAUACAAAUAUUCAAGUGUUUUGACAGUGGUGAACUCUUCUCGUCUGCUGAACUUCUACAAGACAGUUACCUCGGAAAGAUGUUAUUAUUUGGAAGUGGUUAUGCAGCAAUAUAAGAAUGAAAUGGCCGAAUCAACGUUGUCAUGCUUGACCUGAGACUAGAUCAGAUCAGAUUCCCUUCAUUCUUGCCAUGUUGAUGUCUUAGAAGCGACUUUCAUUUCAUGUGAAAACCCAUGGAUUUGCCUGCAGCUACAGGUCGAGCUGCUAUAAAUAAACACCAUUGUUACACAAUAACGCGCUCCACAGGAGCUGCCAAAGCAAUGUGUCGAACCUGGUGCCAGCAGAAAUUAAAAACCAGCUUUGUGUUCCUCUCAUUCAGGAUUGAAGUGUUUAUAUUUGCAGUUGUUGAUAUUAACAAAUGAAUAAAAUAUAUUUUAUUUUUCUCAUAAAUCAUGUUUCAGUUAGCCGUUUACUUCAAAUAUAUUUGACAUGUUAAAAAGUGACCAUUAAUAUCAACAAUGAAGAGAAUUAGCUUUUGACUUCAUGAGGGAGGGAUUUUUUUUAACUGAUACAGGUUUUGUUGUGAAAAAACAACAUCUAAUCUAGUCCAAACUUCCUUUUUUGUACACCGAAAUUGAUGAGUCAGCGUCAGAUUUUAGAACUUUGUUAUGGCACUGACAGGCAGUAGCUAUGUUGGACGUGCACCCAAUGAUGACAACAAAGGCUGUGAUUCUGAACAGAUUCCUUUCAUGAACUUCAUGACUAAAGAAUCACGUAGAAUGCGGAAAAACUGAUGUCUCCUCUGGUGCAAAGGCAUUUGGCAGAGACUCUGAGUAGAGCCUAAUCUCAUGUCGAGGUUGCUCACGAAUGGAUAACUGAAACUGCAUGUAUUUCAAGAGACACGUUCUGAGGGAAACCGGACACCCCAGCAGACUGAAAAACGCCCUGGUGGAGCACAUCAUCUUCAGCCCCAAGGAGCUGCUGAAGCUCAGCGUUCCCUCCGUCGUCUACGCCAUCCAGAACAACAUGGCCUUCCUCGCCCUGAGCAAUCUGGACGCUGCCGUCUAUCAGGUGACGUAUCAGCUAAAGAUCCCGUGCACGGCCUUGUGCACAGUCUUGAUGCUGAACCGCUCGCUCAGUCGGCUGCAGUGGUUCUCCGUCUUCAUGCUGUGUGCAGGCGUCACGCUGGUGCAGUGGAAACCUGCCGAGGCCACCAAAGUUCAGAUUGAGCAGAACCCAGUGCUUGGCUUCACAGCCAUCGCGAUCGCAGUCUUGUGCUCUGGAUUCGCAGGUGUGUACUUUGAGAAAGUACUGAAGAGCUCCGACACGUCUCUGUGGGUGAGGAACAUCCAGAUGUACCUGUCGGGCAUCGUGGUCACUCUGAUCGGUGUUCUGGUGACCGACGGCGAGAACGUCUUGGAGAAAGGCUUCUUCUUCGGCUACACGCCCUGGGUGUUGUUCGUGAUCUUCCUGGCCAGCGUGGGCGGCCUGUACACGUCCGUGGUGGUCAAGUACACCGACAACAUCAUGAAGGGCUUCUCUGCAGCAGCCGCCAUCGUGCUCUCCACCGUGGCGUCCGUCAUGCUGUUUGGACUGCAGAUCACCAUUACGUUUGCCUCCGGCGCGGCCAUGGUCUGCGUAUCCAUCUAUCUAUAUGGACUUCCCAAGCAGGACACGUCCAAGGUCUCGCAGCUGGACAUGGACAAGGAAGCCAAACAGAAACUGAUCUCGGUGUGAAACCCGAAUCCCAGCGGAGUCUCGGCCUUCGGGCCGCGGUGGCGGGAGCCGUCGCUCUGGGUGCGAACUGUGCUGGUCCUCUUUGUGGAGGUCAACUCCCAAGAUCUUCCACGCUGCAGGACUGACAGCUCUGCGAGUCAAGACUCACAGCGAACCUACAUGCCAAAAUGAGGUUGUAUUUUUAAGUGGCCUAAUUUUUGUUUGCAAUCAUUGUUUGUAAUUUAGCUUAAAUUAUGACGAAUUACUGGAAUGUGUUACUCUCUUUUUUUACUUUCACUACGUCUUUUAGGAUUAUUUAAGGCUGAUUUUGUGUUGGACGGUGCAGGUUCGAACCAGACGCGCGAUUGUAGGGCAAAUCGCCAGUGAACUCUGCUCUAAUGCCUUAUGAGGUGCACCUGUGGAACUAAAAUCAUGUAUGUAUGUUGGGGGGGAUGGGAGUGGGGAGGGGGGGGGGCAGCUGCUGAAGUAUGAACCGGUGUGUUUCAGACUGUGAAAUAAGGUGUCAGGUGGAGAAGUCCAAACGGUCGAACGAGGUGGGAGGAAAGCUGCUGAAGGGGGUUGAGGAAUGAGCCUUGGGGGACUCCAUAUUUGAUACAUGGGACCAAUAAAGUCAGACUCAAGUCACUUUACAUGCCAUCUGUUUGUCUUGCGUUUUGAACAUUGUUUUGGGUGCGUGUCACCAGUCAGGAGGAAGAAACGCCCGGGGCACAUGAACAGACUGCAUGAAGACCUGAUACCAUAUUUGUUCUGUUUGACUUUGAUGAUGUCGUCUUUUAAAUAAAAGCCGGAUUCAGGAUGUGUUAGUUCUCAUCUCUGCCUGUCUUAUCGAGUAAC